Candoia aspera is the source of this 3050-nucleotide messenger RNA. RefSeq names its product scinderin (gene SCIN). Bases 51 to 2207 code for a protein of 718 amino acids. Gene Ontology annotation, biological process: actin filament severing; barbed-end actin filament capping; cell projection assembly. The transcript has 16 exons. The record is from RefSeq and is a predicted model, not a curated record. Gene Ontology annotation, cellular component: cytoplasm; actin cytoskeleton. NCBI's taxonomy places the organism in Eukaryota, Metazoa, Chordata, Lepidosauria, Squamata, Candoiidae. Gene Ontology annotation, molecular function: actin filament binding; phosphatidylinositol-4,5-bisphosphate binding.
CGCUCCUUAGUUCAACCGCCUGAAGCAGCGACGGCGGGGGCGGCGACGAGAUGGCCCCGCCGGAGCUGUACCACAAAGAGUUUGCCCGGGCGGGCCAGAAGGCCGGGCUGCAGAUCUGGCGGGUAGAGAAGCUGGAGCUGGUGCCGGUGCCCGAACCUUUGUACGGCGACUUCUUCGUGGGCGACGCCUACCUGGUGCUGCACACCUUCAAGAAGAGCAACGCCAUCUUCUACAAUCUGCACUAUUGGCUAGGUAAAGAAUGUACUCAGGAUGAAAGCACUGCGGCAGCAAUCUUUACAGUUCAGCUGGAUGAUUAUCUUGGAGGGAAACCUGUGCAGCACCGAGAAAUCCAAGGCUUUGAGUCUACACAAUUCAUUGGAUACUUCAAAGGAGGCAUUAAGUAUAAGGCAGGUGGCAUCGCUUCUGGUUUUAAGCAUGUAAUUACAAAUGAUUUAAGUGCUCGGAGACUCCUACAUAUCAAGGGUCGGAGAGUGGUUAGAGCCACAGAAGUUCCUCUUAGCUGGGAGAGUUUCAACAAAGGAGACUGCUUCAUUGUAGAUCUUGGAACACAUAUCUACCAAUGGUGUGGCUCUACCUGCAAUAAAUAUGAGCGCUUGAAAGCUACUCAGGUUGCUGUGGGCAUUCGAGACAAUGAACGGAAUGGGAGAGCACAUUUGAUUGUCGUGGAUGAAGGAAGUGAACCAAUGGAGCUCCUUAAGGUUUUAGGACCCAGGCAAAGUCUUCAGGAAGGCAGUGACAAUGAUGAUGAGGCUGCUGAUAUUACUAACAGGAGAAAUGCUAAACUCUACAUGGUAUCCGAUGCAAGUGGAUCUAUGAAGAUUACAGUUGUCGCAGAAGAAAAUCCCUUCUCAAGAGCAAUGCUUUUGUCCGAAGAAUGUUUUAUACUGGAUUACGGUGUAGCUAGACAGAUAUUUGUAUGGAAAGGUAAAAAUGCUAAUCCAGAUGAGAGGAGAGCUGCAUUAAAAUCAGCUGAGGAAUUCAUUCAGCAAAUGAAUUAUCCUUCCAGCACACAGAUUCAGGUUCUCCCAGAAGGUGGUGAGACACCAAUCUUCAAGCAGUUCUUUAAAGACUGGAAAGACAAAGAUCAAAGCAAUGGUUUUGGAAAAGUGUAUGUCACAGAGAGAGUGGCACGGAUUGAGCCAAUUGAAUUUGAUGCUAGCAAGCUACAUGAAUCUCCGCAGAUGGCAGCCCAGCACAACAUGAUAGAUGAUGGCUCUGGGAAAGUGGAGAUUUGGCGAGUUGAAAGUAAUGGCAGAAUCCCUGUAGAACCUGGUAGCUAUGGGCAGUUUUACGGUGGUGAUUGCUACAUCAUAUUGUACACCUACCCUAAGGGCCAGAUUAUCUACACAUGGCAAGGAGCUCAUGCAACUAAAGAUGAACUGACUCAUUCAGCAUUCUUGACUGUCCAACUUGAUCGAUCACUUGACGGACACGCUGUCCAGGUUAGAGUGAGCCAAGGCAAGGAACCUCCACAUUUGUUGAGUCUGUUCAAAGAUAAGCCACUCAUUGUUUACAAGGAUGGGACUUCCAAGAAAACUGGCCAGGUGCCCCCUCCUGCAACCCGCUUGUUCCAAAUUCGCAGAAACCUUGGAGCCAUCACCAGGAUUGUAGAGGUUGAUGUUGAUGCAACUUCAUUGAAUUCCAAUGAUGUUUUUGUUUUGAAACUGCCAACUAAGUCUGGGUAUACCUGGAUUGGUAAAGGAGCAAGCGAAGAAGAAGAGAAAGGAGCUAAGUAUGCAGCUGGUGUCCUAAGAUGUCAAACUUCAAGGAUUGAAGAAGGCCAUGAACCACAGGAAUUUUGGACUGCACUUGGCGGAAAAAAACAAUACCAGUCAUCUCCCCAAUUGCGGACUGAGUCAGAAGACCAUCCGCCUCGUCUGUAUGGUUGUUCUAAUAAGACUGGCAGGUUUAUAAUUGAGGAAGUGCCUGGAGAAUUCACUCAGGAUGAUUUGGCUGAGGAUGAUGUCAUGUUGUUAGAUACUUGGGAUCAGGUAUUUGUCUGGAUUGGCAAAGAUGCUAACGAAACUGAACGUGCUGAAUCAGUUAAAUCCGCCAAAAGCUACAUUGAGACUGAUCCUUCUGGAAGAGAUAAAGGGACUCCGGUUGUUAUUGUAAAACAAGGUUAUGAACCUCCAACAUUCACAGGCUGGUUUUUGGGCUGGGAUUACAACAAAUGGAAAAACUAACAGCCACAGAAGACUGAACCAUGGAAUAAAUACCAGAGCAGAAUAUUCUCUAACAGGUUUAAGUAUGUGCUUGCAAAGGGGUGUAUAAACAGCUAUUAUUGAGGCCUGUGCCUUAAUCUUGAAUGAAAAUUUAUGAAAUAACACACAUGUACACAUUCUAGAAGAACAGAUAUUUGUUCCCAGUGGAAUUAGAAAAUGCCCUUUCAUAAAUGCAUCAUUCAGGAAUAAAAAAAUCCAACACAUCUGGGCAAUGUUUAUGGCUACCCUUGUCAACUCCAUUGCUUAAACACCAUAGCUCCAGUCUGAAGAGAUUAUGGGAUUUCCACAGCAUUGCCUUCUUUUCUGCCUAUAGCUUGACUUAUUAUGUGCCGCUCUGUUAUUACCCCAGUAUGACUGAGCACUAGCUCAGUAAUUGAUAGCUUUCUGAUUGAGUAUUUAGGGAAGACUGGUCUGGUUGUCCAAACUUUUCUCCUGACUCAUUAUGUUGGUGCAGUCAUUUUAGCUUUGCUUUUGCUUUAGUCAUAUAACAUCUAUAUUUUUCAUCUAUUUUUAUGGACAAUAAUCACAACUUAUCUCUUCAAACCUGACAUUUAAGGCCCCAGCGAAUUGUAUAGCCCAGGGAAGUUCCCAAUUUUUUAAAGAAGUAACUGUGCAAUGCCUGAGUUUAUCUGUCCAUGCUUAAGAAAGGAAAUGAAAGUAUAGUGGUUUAAAUACUCCUCUAACCUAUGCAUCUUACAAAGCUCUGUAAAAAGAAAACUGUUCACUAUUGUUCAGAAUGAAGAGUUGCCCAAAAUGAUAUUAUUCUUUCCUUUGACAAAAAUUGAUAAAAACAUUCUAGAAAAA